AGACCCACAAAAUUGAGCUUAUAGGUACCCCAAGAAUUUCUCAUAAGCUUGAUAAUUAAUCACCUUCACAUAUAUAUUAUUAUUUCGCUACUAUAACCCCACCUCACCUCCAUCCCACUCGCACCCAAGCUUCACUAUUCUCGCGACCAUUUUCCUCAAAAACACCCACUGAACACCUCCCCCACCUCCAGAGCCAUGGCAACCUCAUCCCUCGAAGCGCUGGAAGCACAGCGCCAGAAACUCGUAAAGCAAUUCGUCAGGACCAACCUCAAUGGUGCCCCCGUCCCCUCCGCAAUCCUCGACCUUUCCAAAGUGAAACGAAACUGCACCCGCAUGCUCGAGUCCAUCGACGCCCUCGGAUUCGGGUGGAGAGCGCAUAUCAAGACACACAAGACCACCGAGCUCACCCUCCUCCAGCUCGGCCCCCCCCCCCGCCCCGCCCACCUCAUAACAUCCACCCUCACCGAAGCGGAGAACAUCCUCCCCCUCCUCCUCACCUACCCCCCCACCUCCCGCUCCCUCCUCUACGGCCUACUCCCCGCCCCCUCCUACGCCCCCCGCCUUGCCUCUCUCUCCACCUCCCUCGGCCCCUAUGGAUUACACAUCCUCCUCGACCAUCCCUCUCAAGUAGGUGUGCUGCGGAGCAUCUAUGAGCUGUCCGGCACGGCGGUGGGUGUGAGUAUUAAGAUUGAGAUGGGCUACCAGCGUUCUGGCAUCUUAGCUUCGUCGGAUUUGUUCAAGGAGUUGGUGGCUGCGUUGCUGCCGCUGACUGAGGAGGGGAAGUGUAAGAUUGUGGGGUUUUACUCGCAUGCGGGGCAUUCGUAUGCUGGCUCUGAUCCGGCGACGGCUAUUAGUCUUCUCAAUGACGAACUCCGCGCUCUUCUAGAUGCUGCGAAGGAACUUCGUGAGUUGGCGCCGUCGAGCACGCUUACUUUCUCAGUUGGCGCGACGCCAACCACGACAGCAGUGUAUAACCUCCUGCACCCCUCCUCCACCCCCUCCACCGCCGAGGCCACCGCGCUCGCAUCCCUUCAAUCCACCAUCGACUUGGUGAAAACCGCAGAUGCACAGAUCGAACUCCACGCUGGCGUCUACCCCGUCCUCGACAUGCAACAACUCGCCACCUCCGCGCUACCCCCCUCCCUGCUCUCCACCUCCUGCAUCGCCCUAACCAUCCUCGCCGAAGUAGCCUCCAUCUACCCCACCCGCAACACCGGGGAAGCAUUAAUCACAGCCGGUUCCAUCGCCCUAGGUCGGGAAAAAUGCAAAUCCUACGACGGAUGGGGCGUUGUCUCCCCCUGGGGCGCGGUGGGGGGGGAGGGAUGGGUGGUGGGGAGUGUGAGCCAGGAGCAUGGGGUUUUGAAGUGGACUGGGGAGGAGGGGAGGGGGAACGGGUUGGAGGUGGGGGGGCGAGUGAGGGUUUGGCCAAAUCAUGCGUGUAUUGCUGGGACGGGGUUUGAUUGGUAUUUGGUUGUUGAUUCGGAAGGGGAGAGGGAGGGGGAUGUGGUUGUUGAUGUUUGGAUGAGGUGGAGGGGGUGGUGA
Pseudogymnoascus destructans is the source of this 1542-nucleotide messenger RNA. RefSeq lists its product as uncharacterized. Lineage: Eukaryota; Fungi; Ascomycota; Leotiomycetes; Thelebolales; Thelebolaceae. The coding region runs from base 196 to 1542 and encodes 448 amino acids. Gene Ontology annotation, biological process: D-serine catabolic process. The record is from RefSeq and is a predicted model, not a curated record. Gene Ontology annotation, molecular function: D-serine ammonia-lyase activity. The transcript has 2 exons.